Molecule: messenger RNA, 9707 nt
Organism: Sus scrofa (pig)
Lineage: Eukaryota; Metazoa; Chordata; Mammalia; Artiodactyla; Suidae
Gene: AGGF1
Product: angiogenic factor with G-patch and FHA domains 1
Biological process (GO): positive regulation of angiogenesis
Molecular function (GO): protein binding; nucleic acid binding
Source: RefSeq, a predicted model, not a curated record
UCCUUUCCCGUCUCGGCCCCGCCCACCGCCGGCACCAUCGUUUCCGGCUCAGCCCAGAAACGGACGGAUAUCUCGGAAAGCUUCUGGCCUCGUUUUCUCUGGUCUUUCCUAUCUCCGGCGUUUCUGCCGCUUAUUCGGUCACUGGGGCAGGUUGUUACCAAUAAAGUUUUACUUUUCAAAGCCGGGCGGAUUGGGCCGUGCCCAUUUCCGUCCCCUGGCUCGUUGCCCGCAGUGCCUCUUGGCUACAGAUAACCUUUUGGGCGUCAUGGACAGGGGCCGCCGCGGCCGGGUGGGUAUGAGGCCGCCUUUCGCUGCUCGCGCGCUCCCGUGGCUCCUGGGCCAACCGGCGUCCGCCUCAGCCUGAGUGCAGCUCCUCCGCGCCCACGGGCCGUCUCGCGCCGGACCCAUGGCCUCCGAGGCGCCGUCGCCUUCGUUGUCGCCGUCGCCGCCUCCCUCUCCCGAGCCAGAGCUGGCCCAGCUGAGGCGGAAGGUGGAGAAGUUGGAACGCGAGCUGCGGAGCUGCAAGCGGCAAGUGAGGGAGAUCGAGAAGCUGUUGCAUCACACAGAACGGCUGUACCAGAGCGCCGAGAGCAAUAACCAGGAGCUCCGCACCCAGGUAGAAGAGCUCAGUAAAAUACUCCAUUGUGGGAGAAACGAAGAUAAUAAUAAGUCUGAUGUGGAAGUACAAACAGAGAACCACCCUCCUUGGUCAAUCUCAGAUUAUUAUUAUCAGACAUACUAUAAUGAUGUUAAUCUUCCAAAUAAAGCAUCUGAACCCUCAGUUCAGGAAGAUCAGGAUAUCGAAGCUUCUACUUUUAAUUCUAAAGACCAGGCACAUGUAGAAAAUGAUGCUUAUGCUGGUACUGAUGUAACAGAAAGUGUCAAAUGUGGACAAGAGGACCAUUUUGUCUCAAAUUCACAGGAGCCAGCAUCUGUGUUGGCAACAGAAGAUACAUCCUUGGAAGGUUCAUCAUUAGCUGAGAGUUUGAGAGCUGCAGCAGAAGCUGCUGUAUCACAGACAGGAUUUAGUUACGAUGAGAAUACUGGAUUGUAUUUUGAUCACAGCACUGGAUUUUAUUAUGACUCUGAAAAUCAACUCUAUUAUGAUCCCUCCACUGGAAUUUAUUACUACUGUGAUGUGGAAAGUGGUCGAUAUCAGUUUCAUUCUCGUGUAGAUUUGCAACCUUAUCAAACUUCUGGCACAAAACAAAGUAAAGAUAAAAAACUGAAGAAGAAAAGAAAAGAUCCAGAUUCUUCUACAACAAAUGAGGAAAAGAAUUUGAAUUCAGAAGAUCAGAAAACAUCCAAUAUUGAACAAAUAAACUGCAGUGAGGGAGAAGAUUUUGCAAAUGUGAAAAAGAAGGCCAAAAUAGACAUUCAUUACAAAAGUAGUCCCCCCAAAUUGACUGUUCCAGUUAGCGCAAAGACUGUAGAAUCUCCUCUUAAUGAAAACAUUUACAAUUCGGCUUCAUUUAAAGAUGAGAAAAUCACAGAGACUGAUAGUGAGCCAGAGGAAGGUGAAAUUACAGACUCUCAGACUGAGGACAGUUAUGAUGAGGACAUUACCAGUGAAGACAGUGUAACUGCAGAAGAUACUGAAGAUGAAGAUGAAGAAAAAAUUUGGCCCCCAUGUAUUAGAGUAAUUGUUAUUAGAUCACCUGUGUUGCAGACAGGAUCACUUUUUAUCAUUACAGCUGUAAACCCUGCUACGAUUGGAAGAGAAAAAGAUAUGGAGCAUACUCUUCGAAUCCCUGAAGUCGGUGUCAGUAAGUUUCAUGCAGAAAUUUAUUUUGACCAUGACUUACAAAGUUAUGUCCUUGUGGAUCAAGGCAGUCAGAAUGGUACAGUUGUUAAUGGAAAACAGAUUCUUCAGCCCAAAACCAAAUGUGACCCUUACGUACUUGAGCAUGGAGAUGAAGUGAAGAUUGGAGAGACUGUGUUGUCCUUUCACAUUCACCCUGGCAGUGACACCUGUGAUGGCUGUGAGCCAGGGCAGGUUAGAGCCCACCUUCGUCUUGAUAAGAAAGACGAACCCUUUGUUGGUCCAGCACUAAGUAAGGAGGAAAAAGAGUUGGAAAGGAGAAAAGAAUUAAAGAAAAUACGAGUAAAAUAUGGUUUGCAGAAUACAGACUAUGAAGAUGAAAAGGCAUUGAAGAAUCCAAAAUAUAAAGAUAGAGCUGGAAAACGUAGGGAGCAGGUUGGAAGUGAAGGAACUUUCCAAAGAGAUGAUGCUCCUGCAUCUGUUCAUUUUGAAAUUACUGAUAGCAACAAAGGUCGGAAGAUGUUGGAGAAGAUGGGUUGGAAGAAAGGAGAGGGCCUAGGGAAGGAUGGUGGAGGAAUGAAAACUCCGAUCCAGCUUCAACUUCGGCGAACACAUGCAGGCUUGGGGACAGGCACACCAUCCUCAAUUGAAGAUGUUCACCUUCUCCAAAGCAAGAACAAAAAGAACUGGGAGAAAGCACGAGAGAGGUUUGCUGAAAACUUCCCAGAAACUAAAUCUCAAAAAGAUGUGUCAGGGACCGUGCCGUGGGUCAAAGGGACUGUAGAGUGAAAGUCAGUUGUAGAACACAAUGAAGCUUUUUUAUAGAGUUUGGAAACUCUUGUUUUAUUGCAGAAAUUUUUCCUCCGUAAGAGUCGGUUGCAUGAGGGAACUGUGUCAUAAUGUACCCCCUCAUGGUUCAGAAAUGUGUAGUAAAGUGUGGUUUGCAGCUUUUUUAAAAAACAUUUUUACAAACUAAUAAAUAGUCACUGAAUCAAGUUAUGCUGUGAGUGGACUAAAGUUCACAGAGCACGGAUGAGCUUAUCAAACUUUGCUAUUUUAUUUUGUCAUUUGCAAGACCCAUACAAGCAACUAGCCAUGUAAGCAAAAUUCAUGUAACCACUAAUGACUUCAAUGUACAUUUUUCCUUGUCUCCUUUUAUUCAUUAUUGUAAGAUGCAUAACAAAAGAAACAUCAAAAGUUUAUAAAAACAGUUCUAACUAUAUGCAUCCUUCUUUGUGCCCUUUAGAAUAGACAAUGUUGAGAAAACAUGGGUAGUGUAUAAAUUUUAUUAUUUUUGAGGUAACCUAAGUAAUGUUGGAGAACUAAUGAACAGGUGACAUGUAGAAAAUUAGUCUUUCAUUGUUUUCUUCUGUGAAGAAUCUGUGAAUUUGUACUAUAUAUUAAGCAUUUGCAUUUGGUUUGUUUCAUAGCUGAUAUAUUUAGAUAUGAACAAUUGAGUACAGUAUUGAAAUAUUCAAUGUGCUAGCAUUUGUAGUUUUGAUAAAUCCUGUUGCUGGCAAUGGAGUUGUGCCAGAGAAAUCUGAUUUCUACUGCAAAAGGAUUACCUAGCCAAAGCCUCAAACUCAAGAUUUGUUUAAAAAUGUCUUCAAAUGCAAUAAAAACCUCAUAACAUCAAAAAGUGAUUCCUUGAACCAGAAUUUAAACAUAUUGGUCUGCUUUGAACUCAUGACCAGCCAGAAUUUUCCUCUUGAAAUUGGCAGCACAAUAAUGAAAGCGUAACCCUAGAUUUUUGGAGACUGCAGUGCAGCUUUCUGAGUGCAGGUGUCACUGCUCUGCCAGUUAUUGCUGUUUUCUAUUCAACAUUUCUCUCAGCUUUUGGCUGGGAAGUCAGUAUUGGAACUGAUCUUUUCUUACCAGUGAAUAUAAACUCUAGCUCCUUCAUCUACUAUAGAGGAAUAUCUUUAGGAUAUAGAAAUAGGAAAGAAAAAUUCUGGGAAAAAAAUUGUACAAUAGGGGAGAUAAUUCAGAAAGAAAGGCUACUUGUUGGAAUUUCUAGUCUAAAUAGUACAGGGUACUCAGGAAGAAAGAGGGACGUGGAAAGAAAACUAAAUGUGUUACUAAAGGUGAGAUAUAUGACCAAACAAUGGUUAAGGCACUAUAGGCCUAAAAUGGAAUAAUUGAGUCCUAUAAUUCCGAAUCUGGGUUAAGUAUUUUUCUGUAUCCUUCCUGGCCACCUGUAUAUUCUGAAAUAGGCACAUUAGUCUUGGAAGCAAUAGGAGUGUCCUGAGUAAUUUUCUCUAAAGUAGAAAAAUUAUGCAUCUAACUGUGGUUUUGGUACUGGUGCCCUGUAUAUAGGUAGCAAUAUAGGACCUUCAGAGUAAACUUGCUUCUGGUAGAUCUCACUCAUUGGAUUAGCGUACAACUGUCUAUAUAAUAGUUCUCAUUUUUAUUAUUAGAUUGUGGAAAACUUUUGCAUUAUUUUCUUUUGUUAAGAAAAUGGAAACUUGAAAAUGGUGAUAAAAAUUGAAAUAUAUGUGAUAUUUGCAUUAUUAAAACCCUUGGCAGAUCUCAAGUCUCAGGGCUAUACUAUAUACUGGUUAAAGCACUGAAUAAUGUCUGGUUUUCUUUCUACCUGUGAAAUGAGAAUAAUAUUUAUCUCAUAUGUUUGUCUUGAAUAGAAAAUGAGACAAUGUAUAUAAAAGCACUUUGUUAACUAUAAAGGUAGUACAAGUGUGAGCUUCUAUUUGUUUAGAAGCAUAAAUGUGGAUUAUGUACAAUUUGAAUUACACAUAAAUUUGUUUUGUGUCUAAUAUUUUAAAUUAUAGUUUAUUCACAUAGUAUAUAUACUCUUACUAAUUUAAUAGCUUUUGUGGGUUUUUUGGGGGUGGGGUGGUGGUUACACUUGAAGCACAUGGAAGUUCCCUUGCCUAGGGCUUAAAAUCAGAGCUUGCAGCUGCCAGGCACAGCCACAGCAAGGCCAGAUCCGAGCUGCGUCUGCAAUCUACACUGCAGCUCAUGGUGACACCGGAUCCUUACCCACUGAGGGAGGCCAGGGAUGGAACCCACAUCCUCAUGGAUACUAGUUGGGUGUGUAACCUGCUGAGCCACAGUGGGAACUCCAUUUAUGGGUAUUUUUUUUUUAAUUAUCUUUUAUUAGUAACUAGAUCGUAAACAAGUCACCCAACAUCCACAAAUAGCUGUUCCAUCUCUUUCCUUUUUUUUUUUUUUUUGACUUUUUGCCAUUCCUUGGGCCGCUCCUGUGGCAUAUGGAGGUUCCCAGGCUAGGGGUCUAAUCGGAGCUGUAGUCACCAGCCUAUGCCAGAGCCACAGCAGCGCAGGAUCCGAGCCACGUCUGCGACCUACACCACAGCUCACGGCAAUGCCAGAUUGUUAACCCACUGAGCAAGGGCAGGGAUCGAACCCGCAACCUCAUGGUUCCUAGUCGGAUUCGUUAACCACUGCGCCACAAUGGGAACUCCGGUGUUUUUUUGGUUUUUUUUUUUUUGUUGUUGUUGUUGUUGUUGCUAUUUCUUGGGCCGCUCCCGCGGCAUAUGGAGGUUCCCAGGCUAGGGGUUGAAUCGGAGCUGUAGCCACCGGCCUACACCAGAGCCACAGCAACAUGUGAUCCGAGCCGCGUCUGCAACCUAUACCACAGCUCUCGGCAACGCCGGAUCGUUAACCCACUGAGCAAGGGCAGGGACCGAACCCGCAACCUCAUGGUUCCCAGUCGGAUUCGUUAACCACUGUGCCACGACGGGAACUCCCGGUAUUUUUUUUUUUUAAGUGGAAUUACAAGUCACUGAAUUUGAGAAAUCCAACAUCUUACAUCUUGUCAAAACAUGAGAAGCUGCCAAAAUUUCAGAACAGAAGAAAUCAUCACCAUGAGAAUAAAAUAACAGAAAUUGUUUUCUAGAAUUAGUUAGGAAGCACUUUUUCUCAGAAAGGGGGUAUUUUUUUUUUCUGCUUUAAAUUUUACUUCUGAUUUUUCAUUUAUUCUAGUUGUGAAUUUAUGAGAAGUUAUGGUUCACCUGAUUCAAACACCCUCCUGCUUUUCAUGUGAAAGAUUAUUUCUUAAUUUUCAAAGAGCAGGCAAGUGAAGAUAGAAAUUACCCACAAGGGGAAGUAAGGGGUGUCAGAGAUUGUGUACAGAUGCCGUCCUGUCAAGUGGUGAGACGGGUGUGUUUAGUCGGGAUCUGGAAGGCAUUUCUGGACCCAGCACCUAAGAGUGUCCUUAGGAACAGCUGCAGGUGUUUUCCCCAUUGUGGUGUUUAGGUGUGCUUCUUAUUUUUGCAGGGCAUUACUUAUAUCUCUGCCUUGAGUCUUUGAUCUAAAACGUUUCAUUUUACUUUUUCAGGCGUCGAAGUGGAAAUUUGGAUUCUUUAAAAUGAGUUGGCGUUUAUGUGUGUGUCUGUGUGCAUCAGGGCCCAGGCUUUCUCUUUGCUUUUAUGCUUUACUAUUCCUAGUGCUGGCUUAUGGCCUUGUGGUUGCAAAACGACUUUUGGAACUCUAGUCAUCAUUUUCCUGUCCAAAGCAGGAAGAAGGGGAGCGAGAGCAGCGUUCACCUUGUUCUGUUUUAUCAGGAAAGCAAACACUUACUCAGAAUUCUCAAAACAGACUUCUCCUUAGGGUCAUUAGCCAGAACCUGGUAACAUGACUGCCCACAGCAGCAAGUGAGAUCGAAAAGAUGGGCAACAGGAUGGUCUAGGUUGGCUUAAGCCAAUCAAUCAUGAACCAUCACUUAGGGCUGAGCAUGUUGCUGUUGGAACAAAAACCAGGGUUCAGUGAUCAAGGCAGAAGGGGGACAGUGGCUAUCGAAUGGGCAGGUAACUGCCAGAUAAUCCAACUGUCCAUCAGUGAGGGCUGGGAGUUGAUUAAAUUGUGAAGCAGUCCUACUGUGUCAUACUUUGUAGCCAUUCAGGUGAGUAAGGUAGAACUGUGUACCAUGGUAGAGAAGAAUAUUCUUAUUACAUUAUGGAUUUAAAAUAGCUUGUAGAAAAGUAUGUAUAGCAUGAUCCCAUUUAAAAAAUAUAUCAGGGUACAUAUCAAAUUGUUAAUAUUAAUUACCCAAGGAGUGAGUAGACUUUCACUUUUCAUUAUUUCUAUAUUUGAACUUUUAAUACAUGUAAAACUGUGCAGUUAACUAUGUGUAUUCAUACGCAUUUAUAACACCAGGAAGUAGAGAGGCCUUCAGGGCUCAACCCCAGGUAUUUUCCCUCACACUUAUGUGCCCAAUUUCAUUUACCAGUUAUACUCCAUGGCUUCCAGGUUGUCUUAGCCAGCAUACAUAACCAACUCAGAGUCCCCUUAAGUGUAGCUUAUCCAAGAGUGAACCCAGAGUCUUCUCCAAACCCAGUCUCUUCCAGUCUGUUCUCUCGGCUGGCAGCACCAUCUUCCCAAUUAUGCAAGCCAGAACCUAGAAGUCAGGCUCUGUUUCAUGACCACCAUCCCCUCUCCUCAUCCCCGUAGUUUCCAAUACAUUAAAUCACUUCACUGUCACUACUCACCUGGAUUAUUCUACUAGCUUCCUAACUGGUUUCCCUGCGGUCACUCCUUCCCUCCAGUCCAUCCUCCACUUUGCAGACAUAGUGUCUUCACAACUAUUUCAUCAUCUCCUGUUUAAAUCCUCCCAGGGCUUCCUGUAACUCUGAGGAUGGAAAGCAAAAUUCUAGCCCACAAGACCCCACCUGGUCUAGCCACUGCCAGCCUUUCCAGCCCUGUCUUGCAUUGCCCUCCCACUCAGUCUUGGGGCUCCAGCACACUGGUGUUUUUUUCAGUUCCUAAAACAUGCCAUGACCUUUCUCAUCCCAGGGCAGCCUGUCUUGUUGUGUCUGGAACUCUCUUUCUAUACCCUCUUACCUAGUUAAUGCUGACAUAUUCUUUAGAUCUCUGCUAAUUGGCUCUUCUUCAGGGAUGUCUUCCUUGUCUCUCCAGACUAAUUGCCUUUGGUACGUGUUCUUGAAAAUCCGUAUUUGUUCCAUGUAAACUAGUUAUUUUGAAUCACAGUUAAAUAUUAAUUAGUAUGAUUCAUGUAAUACUUGUCUGUCUAGAUUCUUAAAUACCAUGUAAGUAAGAUUUUCUUUUUUCUCACAAGUACAUUCCUGGUACCCAGUAGCAUACACUUACAGGCAGAGCAAUGGAAGAGUAAUAUGGGUUUGGGGAGGCUUGAUAAUGGAUGGAGUUUGAUGUGACUGAGGAAACGUGGAAGGAACUGAGGCUGCAAAAGGAGGUAAAACAAAGUCAAACCAUUCUGACCAUGAUCUAUGUUAAGAAAUACAAUUUAUAUUUUGUAUGUGUAGCUCCGUAUGUGAAUGUCUGUGUGUACAUGUAUAACAGGUUCUAUAUCCCAAUACUUAGCCAUUCGUUCAUGUAGUGCAAUUUUAUUUUUGUUUUCCAAAUCACCAAUUCCAACCAUGAAAUUGAUGUCAUAAUUCACUAAUGGGAUGUGCACUAGAAAAACACUGAUCUAAAGUUUGGUUUUCAAGUUGUUUAACAGAAACUGUGGUUUGAUUCUUUUCUUCCCAGUUGGAUAGUUAAGAGCACUGGCUGAAGAGUCUGACUUGGAUUCAGAUCAUAACUCCACCACUCCUGAGCUGAGUGAGUGACAUGUAAAAAUUCAUUUAAACCCAUCUUAAUGUGUUCAUGGGGUUAUUGGGAAAUUGAAAUGAGAGAAGGCCUGUGUGGCACUGAGCACAGUGUCUAGUCUACAGCAAGCCCACAGAUAGUAGCAGCUGUCGCUAGAAUUAUGUGUGCUGUCCAUACCAAGGGCACAGUUGUAGGAGUAGAAUUUGGAAGUGGAGGUGGUUAUUGAAGUCUAAGGAGAAUGAUGGAUGAGGCGAGUCAGUGGAUGGGCUAUCUUUAGUCCCAAAUGUGGACAAUUCUGAAUCAGGAGCUGGGUUUCUUAAUGAAUAUUGGAGAAUGUACAGGUGACUGGUGGACCAUAGACAGUGAGAAAGGGUAGAAGGUAUUGUGGGUGACUCUUUGAGGUCAUCCUCAAAGAAGUGUAUCUGUACCACUUUGGAAAUGAAGCCAUUGGAGAAAAUGACAGGGAGAUGUUACAGGCCACUCUGGCUCUCAGUGUCUCUGGGAGCAGGGGAGCUACAGAGAGACCUCAAAGAAGAGUUAAAUUUCAGAUGUUUUUACUCAAGAAUCCUUCAGCAGCAUGCAUUCAUUCAGCAGAUAGCCUCCAGGCAUAUAGUAUAGGCCAGGCACUAUUCUAGGCACUCAGAAACAGCAGUAAACAAGCUGGGUAAGAUUUGCUGCAGUCUUGUUGCUUAAAUUUAUUUUUAGAUAGUAUUUGCUAGAAUGCAAAGGCCAAGCAAACACAUGAAAGUCUUAAUAAUUCCAAAAAGAGUAUUAAUCCAAAAUAGUUUCAUUUCAAAUUUUUUUCAAAAGCCAAAGUUUUGGGGGUGGAGAGAGAAGGAGCAGUUUGUUGUUUUGAUGUUUUCAGAUCUGUCUCUAAAGUAGACCUUUUUAGGGGAAUCUUGUAAUCUCCACCCUCAAAAUAUUUGAGGAAGGUUGUUUUUGUUUUGUUUGUUUUGGGGGUUUUUUAUAUGUCUUUUAGGGCCGCACUUGGGGCAAUAUGGAAGUUCCCAGGCUAGGGGUUGAACCGGAGCCGCAACUGCCGGCCUACACCACAACCACAGCAACGCAGGACCGGAGCCACGUCUGCAACCUACACCACAGUUCACGGCAACGACAGAUCCUUAACCCACUGAACAAGGCCUGGGAUGGAACCCAUGUCCUCAUGGAUGUUAGUCAGAUUUGUUACCACUGAGACACGAAGGUAACUCCUGCCUUCAAAAUAUUUUAGACAUGUUUUUGAGGGUUUUGGAUAAUGUAGACAACAGUAGAACUUUACUCAGGCUUCAUUCAGCCCCUUGUUUAAUUUUGUAUUUCCUCUCAUUACGUUAUAGUAACUCUAGCUGUUCAGAUAUUGGGGUUUUGUGGUUCUAAGCCUGAACAAUAGAGCAUGGAACCACCAAAA